Molecule: messenger RNA, 3515 nt
Organism: Gallus gallus (chicken)
Lineage: Eukaryota; Metazoa; Chordata; Aves; Galliformes; Phasianidae
Gene: ELF1
Product: E74 like ETS transcription factor 1
Exons: 10
Coding region: 561-2441 (626 amino acids)
Biological process (GO): cell differentiation; regulation of transcription by RNA polymerase II
Cellular component (GO): nucleus
Molecular function (GO): DNA-binding transcription factor activity, RNA polymerase II-specific; sequence-specific DNA binding
Source: RefSeq, a predicted model, not a curated record
GGCUGCUCGCAAGCCUGUGGUCGAGAUAAGGAUACAUUUGCAGCACGUUUGUAAAAAGAAGCUGAAGAUCUGCUUCACGUAGAGACUUGGGGACUCUCUGGCCCGUAUGAGGAAUUUAUUGGCUGUUUUUCUGUUGUGAACCGUGGGAAUCGAGAUCAAGGGCAUUUCUUGUGCUAAAGAACAGCCCUGCAGAAUUGGAACUGUGUGUGAGGCAGAAAGGUGAUACGCUUGAGGUAUCCUGCAGCUCGGGAAUGAACAUUCGCAUGUAUUGAUUAGUUGAAGUAAUACCUCUGGGGCUCAGAAGGUAUCCAACUUCCUUAGAGCCAGAGAUAAACGGCUGUCCGCGUGGGAGAAACAGCUCAGGAAAGAACUCUCCUUGGUUUCUUUGAGAAGAGAAGGACCCAGGAACGCUGAUGAUCUGAGAACUACUGAAACUGCCACUUGGUUCAUUCUGUGAUCCUGCCUUUCUGCCCUGCUGCACCUUGGUGACACUGUCCGUUCUUUUCCAUUUGAGAACGCUUUUCUUCUUAUGUGGAGCUGAGAGCUGGGAAUGCGUUAUUAUGGCAGCAGUUGUACAGCAGAAUGAGCUUGUGUUUGAAUUCGCCAGCAACGUCAUGGAGGAUGAGCAGCAGCUUGGUGAUCCAUCCAUUUUCCCUGCUGUCAUCGUGGAACAUGUCCCUAGUGGAGAUCUCCUAAACAACUAUUCUGGCUUAACCUGUGUGGAUGAGCCCAGUGACAUGAUCACUGAGAAUUCUCUGGAUGUUGCAGAGGAACAAAUCAUCGAAGAUGAUGAUAUCCCCCUCACAGUUGAAACAUCGUGUCAUAAUGGAGAUGAAACUAUGGAAACAAUUGAGGCUGCUGAAGCACUUCUCAAUAUGGACUCCCCCGGUCCUAUGUUGGAUGAGAAAAGAAUAACAGCUAUGUUUGGCUCAACUGAAGAUGAAGAUAUAGUGGCUCCUAUUACACAUGUAUCAGUCACUCUUGAUGGGAUCCCUGAGGUCGUGGAAGUUCACCAAGCCCCGGACCCUUACUCUGAGUCACCAGAGACUCCGGAAUUUGAACAACCAAAGAAGAAAAAGGGGAAGAAGCCAAAACCCUCUCGUCCUGAGUCCCCGACAACAACGCCAAACAUAUCUGUGAAAAAGAAAAACAAAGAUGGGAAGGGAAACACAAUUUAUCUCUGGGAGUUUUUACUAGCACUGCUUCAGGACAAAGCUACGUGUCCUAAGUAUAUCAAGUGGACUCAAAGAGAGAAGGGCAUUUUCAAACUCGUAGAUUCCAAGGCCGUGUCCAGGUUGUGGGGAAAGCACAAAAACAAACCUGACAUGAAUUAUGAAACAAUGGGUAGAGCUCUCAGAUAUUAUUACCAAAGAGGAAUACUGGCUAAAGUAGAAGGUCAGCGCCUAGUGUAUCAGUUUAAGGAAAUGCCAAAAGAUCUCGUCUAUAUAGAUGAUGAAGAUGCAAGUCCUAGCACUGAAUCAUCAGAUUCAAGUUUGCUCUCAACUCCUGUGGCCAGUAGAAACCAGUCGAGCAGAUCUAGAGCGUCUGCAAACACAGGAACAAAGGGAGGAUCCACCACAGUUCUAAAAACAGGAAAUUCAAAGCCUGCUAAGCUUAAGGAGCACGUAGAAGUUGUACAGCAGCAGACACCUGGCUUGACUUCAGAAGUUUUGAGGACAAUGCAGUCUACGCAGCCAGUACAUCCCACUCAGCUUUUUCGGACAGUUCACGUAAUGCAGCCAUUGCAUACCCUCACAGAAGGACACGCGGCUGUAACCAGUAACGUUCCAGAUGAAACAUUAAAUCCCUCAGUUCAGAAUAUAAGGACUUUACAGACUCCAACCCAAGUCCCAGUGGUUGUUUCUCCUGGAAAUCAGCAGCUUCAUACUGUAACACUCCAGACGGUGCCUCUUACUACAGUGAUAGCCAGCACAGAUCCAGCCUCAGCAGCAACGCCCCAAAAAUUUAUUUUACAAGCCAUUCCUACUUCACAGCCCAUGACAGUUCUUAAAGAAAAUGUCAUGCUACAGUCUCAGAAGCCAGUCUCACCUCCUUCCUCGAUUGUGCUGAGCCCAGCACAAGUUCAGCAGGUUCUCACCAGCAGCGUGCAGACAAUAUGCAAUGGAACAGCUAACGUGGCUUCGUCUCCAUCCUUCACUGCCACCACCCCAGUGGUAACUUUUUCACCCAGCAGUUCACAGGUGGUUGCUCAUCCAUCUGGCACAGUGAUCACUUCAGUUAUUAAAGCAACAGAAGCUAAACAGAUUGGGGUACAAGGAGUGCUAAAAGAAGACGACGGUGACAAAUUAGAUGAUCCUGAGCAGUCCGAGCAGAGAUUCCAGCAGCAGCCGUUUGUGAUGGUAGUAUCCAGUUCAAAUAGUUUCCCAUCUAACAUACAAGCAAAGCAAGAAAAUGAGCCAUUGGAACCCAAUUCAUAUUAAUAAGUUAAAAAAAAAAAGAAAAAAAAAGACCCUGUGGAUGAUUAUUUUCAUAAAUGUGAUGGGACCUUUUCAGUUUUGUGUAUAUAUAAUUUGAUUCAGAAGCAAGACGUUACAAAGCUACCUAAUUUCUGCAUUUAAUUGUUAGAAUUCAUGCUUUAGAACAGAUUUUGAUUUUCUGUUAAUUGCUAAAUGUUAUCAUAAAAUUGCAUAUUACUGAUGUUUCAAAGUACAGGCAUGAAGAAACGUGCUUUUUAUGUUAUGAAGACGUUAUUUUGAGGUUGUUUGCCAAAGCUCCAAACUUCUUUCUUACUGUAUUGUUUUCAGUCUGUUGCUGAUUUACAUUGCAAUAAGAUUAUUAUAACCUUUUUCUGUUUAAUCUGUACAUGUAUCACUUAGCUUUUGAAGCAACAGUUACUUUUCAUUGGACGUUUUCAUUCCAUGCGUAUGAAUGUUGCUGGAUAUCUUUCAUACCGGAGAAUUACAUCAAUCUUACACACCGAUAACCAGAUAUCCUCUUGCAUUUUUUUUUGCAGCACAAGCUCUUGUGUGUGCAGAACGGAAUAUACACUCCUAUUGAGAGUACACAAAACAUUUAUUCCAGUAAUGGACAAUGCCCUGUCAAUAUUUUAUAAGAAAACAUCAGAUAGAUAUAUUUAAUUACAGAAGCUAACAGCAUCACUACAGGUGCAAAAGUUUCAUGCCAUUUUGUGACUAUGAAGCUUAACAAUCUUGCUUUCUACUUCAGAUUAUUUUGUAGGGGGGAGGGAGAAAAAAAUAUAUACAAUUUAUGCAGAUAUUCUGAGAUUAAUACUGCUAAGAGUUCUUUUUGAUUGUAAAUAAUGUACAUUCAAUAAGGAAGUUUUUUUUUUUUCAGCUAAUUUGUUUCCAUACAAAUUUUUGAUAGAAGAAAAUAAGAUCAUUAUGUUUAGAGGUUUAAUAUUAUAUGUAUUCAUAUUACAGAGUGAAUUUGUAUUUAAAGACAAAUUUUUAAAUGAUGGAGCCCUCUGAACCUUUGGUUCUUGUCUUUUGUAUUUUUAAUUGGUUUAUUAUGAAAAUAAAUCAAAUGGAAAAACA